This is a messenger RNA of Contarinia nasturtii (swede midge), 1913 nucleotides long. RefSeq names its product protein mothers against dpp-like. The transcript is spliced from 5 exons. NCBI's taxonomy places the organism in Eukaryota, Metazoa, Arthropoda, Insecta, Diptera, Cecidomyiidae. Gene Ontology annotation, molecular function: I-SMAD binding; DNA-binding transcription factor activity, RNA polymerase II-specific; RNA polymerase II cis-regulatory region sequence-specific DNA binding. The coding region runs from base 251 to 1717 and encodes 488 amino acids. Gene Ontology annotation, cellular component: heteromeric SMAD protein complex. The record is from RefSeq and is a predicted model, not a curated record. Gene Ontology annotation, biological process: cell differentiation; anatomical structure morphogenesis; BMP signaling pathway.
ACUAAACACACUGUUGCGUACAGCAUUCCCUUAGUAGCAUCAUAUCCGAAUAGUUGGAUCGGAGCAAGUGUUUUUUGUUUCAUUUUAAGUCAAUUUUUUGUGCCAUUUUUUAUAUUUUAUACUUGUGCUCCGUUUGUAUUACGUAAAAGUCACAUAAAUAAGACCAUUUUUGUAUUCAUUAAAGAAUUCGUGUGAAAGAUAAAGGCAUAAAUUAAUUAUUGCACCAGACAAGAUAACAUAAAGAAUUACAAUGAAUCCAAACCAAAAGCCGCCAGGUACGUUAGCGAAAAUAACAAAUUUUUUCCGAGGCAAUACAAAAUUUUCGCAUGCCAUGUGGAAGCAAAGCGGUGAAAAAGACGAUUGGGCCAGAAAAGCAGUUGAUGCAUUAGUUAAAAAGUUAAAACAACAACCAAACGGUAUAAAAAAGAUAGAAACCGCAUUGCAAACGCGAAGCUCCGCUUCGGAAUGUGUUACCAUCCCCAGAUCAAUGGAUGGCCGUUUGCAGAUUUUAAAUUGUAAAGCAUUGCCGCAUGUAAUAUAUGCUCGAAUUUGGCGUUGGCCCGAUUUACAAAAUCAUAAUGAAUUGAAGGAGGUGAAGAAUUGUCAAUAUCCAUUUUCCAAAGCCAAACGAUCCGAAAAUGUUUGCAUAAAUCCAUAUCACUAUGAACGCGUUGAAAAUGCUGGCAUGCUACCGCCAAUUUUAGUGCCUCGUGUCUCCCAAUUUUGUCCAGGCCAUUCGAAAUUGCCGACGCAACAAGUACCGCCAAUGGCACAAAUGCAACAAACUAUUGCCGAAGCACCACCAGAACCGAUGCCGAUUAAUGUCACUUUUGAAAACAAUCAAUUUACUAUGGCAAGAAAUGGAUAUGGUUCACAAUGCUCAUCAGGCCAAAAUAGUCCACUAUCAGCCAUAUCAAAAAAUCAACCAAAUGGUUAUCAGCAACAGCAACAGCAACAGCAACAACAACAACAACAACAACAACAACAACAACAACAACAACAACAACAACAACAGCAACCGUAUUCGGCAUUUUCAUCACCACCUCAUCAAAAUGAUAACUAUAAUUAUGAUCAAAAUCAAGCUGCAAUGGUUCAGGUACCUUACGAAGAAGCAGAUCACUGGGCAACAGUGGCAUACUAUGAGCUGAAUAAUCGCGUCGGUGAACAGUUCAAGUGUAAUAGUGGUAACACUUCUUUGAUCGUUGAUGGAUACACACAACCAUCAUGUGCAACAUCAAAUCGAUUUUGUUUGGGGCAACUGUCAAAUGUCAGCCGAAACAGUACGAUCGAAUCAACACGAAGACAUAUUGGAAAAGGUGUAAAUCUAUACCACAUUAAUAACGAACUAUAUCUACAUUGUGCAUCGGAUAGUCCGGUGUUUGUGCAGGGUUCAAUGACAAACUAUUUACAUAAUUUUCAAUCAAAUGUGGUGGCAAAAAUAAUGCCCAAGCACGACUUUAAGAUUUUUGAUUAUUCUGAAUUUUCGAAAUUGGUAAACGAAGUGGUUGGCAAUGGAUUUGAGCAGACAUAUGGACUAACCAAGAUGUGUACGAUUCGAAUCAGUUUUGUCAAAGGAUGGGGCGCUCAAUACCAUCGGCAAGACAUAACGUCAACACCUUGCUGGAUUGAAAUACAUUUAAAUAGUCCGCUAAAAUGGUUGGAUAAUGUGCUCGUCCAAAUGGGAUCACCGUUAUACAAUAUUACCUCUGUAUCUUAAAGGAAUCAAUUUUAUGCCGAAAUCGAUGAACUGAUGACCACCACCUUACAUGCAACGACCGUACAAAUAAUGGAAAUCAUGUAUUUCAACAUCAAUAUAUAUACCAUAAUUUAGUAUAUAUCGAGAAGCUAGGACCAAUUUUUUUUUUUAAAUUCCACUCAUUUUUCAAUAAAGAAAAUAAAACACAAAUAACUGA